AUGCACGCCGGAUCUUUCUUCUCUUGAUUGUGAAAAUUGUCUGCGACAAAGCGCAACUGACUACCAGUCAUGCUGUGGUUAGAGGCAAGGAGGUGUUGUUAUGCGGCCAAGCUGCUUUUUGCGGUGGGAUUUGUAUACGUAUUCCAAAGCUUUUGAUAAUAUUACGGUGGCUUCUCCUCCUCCAAAACCUCCUGUGACUGUGCCACAACCUGCAGGUGAUCAGAACAACUCGACCGACAAUGAUAACAAAGGAAUCUCAGCUGGAGUUGUUGUGGCUAUUACCGUUCCCACUGUAAUGGCCGUCUUGAUACUGCUGGUUGUAGGAUUUAUUAUUUUCCGGAGGAGAAAACCAUACCAACGAGCUGAGAUUGAAUCUGAAAGUGAUAUUUCAAGUACAGAUUCAUUGGUAUACGAUUUUAAGACAAUUGAAGCUGCAACUAACAAGUUUUCAAUGAGUAAUAAGCUUGGUGAAGGUGGAUUUGGUGCGGUUUACAAGGGUAAGCUUUCUAACGGAACUGAAGUAGCUGUGAAGAGACUGUCGAAAAAGUCAGGACAAGGCACAAGAGAGUUUAGGAACGAGGCUGUUCUUGUGUCAAAACUUCAACAUAGGAAUCUGGUUAGGCUUCUUGGUUUCUGUUUGGAAGGAGAGGAGAAGAUUUUGAUCUAUGAGUUUGUCCCCAACAAGAGCCUUGACUUUUUCCUAUUUGACCCUGUAAAGCAAAGUCAGCUAGACUGGACCCUACGAUACAAGAUCAUUGGAGGGAUUGCUCGAGGGGUUCUGUAUCUUCAUCAAGAUUCACGUCUCACAAUCAUACACCGUGACCUCAAAGCAAGUAACAUUCUCUUAGAUGCAAAUAUGAACCCAAAAAUUUCAGAUUUUGGAUUGGCAACUAUUUUUCGAAUGGAGCAAACCCAAGAGAACACAAGCCGAAUAGUUGGGACCUAUGGUUACAUGUCUCCCGAGUAUGCAAUGCAUGGUCAAUACUCAAUGAAAUCUGAUAUCUAUAGCUUCGGAGUGUUAGUUCUUGAGAUUAUAAGUGGAAAGAAGAAUAGCAGCUUCUACCAAACAGACGAAGCACAUGACUUGGUCUCAUAUGCUUGGAGGCUUUGGAGUAACGGGACACCAUCAGAACUCGUGGAUCCAGCUAUUGCUGAUAGUUUUCAAAGAAAUGAAGUUGUUCGAUGCGUCCAUAUCGGUCUUUUAUGUGUUCAAGAAGAUCCUUCUGAGCGUCCGACAUUGUCAUCCAUUGUUAUGAUGCUCACUAGUAACACUAUGACUUUGCCCGUCCCACGACAACCAGGUCUUUCUUUCCAGAGUAGAAUUGGAAAAGACCCGCUUGAUACGGACCAAUUUUCAACGACCAGGUCUCUUAUAGGGUCUGUUGACGAUGCAUCGAUCACAGAUUUGUAUCCUCGUUGAGUAUGAAUGAUUACCUUCUUGCCUG
Messenger RNA from Camelina sativa (false flax), 1445 nucleotides. The record is from RefSeq and is a predicted model, not a curated record. Lineage: Eukaryota; Viridiplantae; Streptophyta; Magnoliopsida; Brassicales; Brassicaceae.